Messenger RNA from Naegleria fowleri, 309 nucleotides. RefSeq lists its product as uncharacterized. The record is from RefSeq and is a predicted model, not a curated record. Bases 1 to 309 code for a protein of 102 amino acids. The transcript has a single exon. NCBI's taxonomy places the organism in Eukaryota, Heterolobosea, Eutetramitea, Acrasida, Naegleriidae.
AUGGUCAACACUCGCAAAAACGAAGAUAUCCCAGAUUUUCUUAUCAACGAUCCAAAACCCUCAAAACAGAAAUCCAAACUUACGGUUUUAGUCAAGGACCCUUACAGCGCCACUGUGUCGAACGAAGGUACACUCCAGGAAAAGGAGUUGUCUCAGCUGCAGAAAGGUGUAAAAGAAGUGAAGGACAUCUUUGUGGGACCAACGAAGGAGAAAGAAAUUAAGCAAGAUGAGUCACAGUCGUCAUCAGGGUUGUUGGGAACUGUGCUGGGCUUUAUCACUGGUUCCAACGUUAAAGAAGAGGAAAAAUAA